AUGUCAAACGUAAAUAAUCCACAACAGCAACAACAACAACAACAACGAAAAUUACCAUUUAAUAUAAACGAAAUGGGCGAUGUUUUAUUAGAAGCAAUGCAAGGUGUUUUAUUAUGUCUUGAUAAUAAUCAUAUUAUUGUUGAUGUUUCAAAAACAGUUAAAUAUUAUAUGGGUUUUGAUCAAACUGAUAUUAUUGGACUAUCGAUAUUGUUAUUAAUUGAAGAUUCCGAGAAAGAUACAUUUUUCAAGUUUUUAACAAAUACUCAUCAACAAAUUGAUUUAUGUAAUGUUCGAAUGAUGUAUGGUUUAACGGGCGAAUAUCGUUAUGUUAAAGUUCAUCGAAAAAAAAAAGCAAGUGUCCAAGAUGAUACUGGCUCAACCACCAUUUGUACAAUAUUAGUAUUGACUCAAAAUGACGCAUCUUACAUUGACAUUAAUCUAUUUGAUAUAAAUAAACAUGAAUUUUAUACAAAAAUGAAUUUAAUGGGCGAAAUAACAUUGGAAGAUCAUAGAGGAACAUUAGUAACCGGAUAUCUUCCAAAUGAAAUAAUUACUCAAUCUAUUUUUAAUUUUGUUCAUCAAGAUGAUUUACUUGUUAAAUUACAUGCACUAUGGAAAUGUUUUACAACUGGACAAAGUAAAGUACAAUGGCGUCUAAAAACAAGAGAUGGAAAUAUUGUCUAUUUACAAACAGAAUAUAUACUUGUAUCGGGACAUAAUGAAUCAUCAGAUAUAAUUGUAGCAAGAAAUGAAGUUUUAAGUUCAAUUGAACGUACAAAAUUUCUUGAAACUCAAAAAAAUGUGAAAUUACAAUGUGCAGAAGAAAUGAAAGGUCAUAGUUCAUUUUUUAAGAAAAUUUCAAAUGAUCAACAACAAUAUAAUAAAAAUGAGAUUACAGAUUAUAAUGAACAACAAUUUUAUAAAUUAUCGAUACCGUCUAUAAAUAUGUCUCUCACAACGACAAAAAAUAAAUUAAAUCCUAUACAUGUAAAAGGAAAUAUAUUUCAUCAGAAUAAGACUGCUCGAUCAUUAAAUAUUCAAGAUUAUAUUGAUAUACUAAUUGAUGAUGAAAAAUGGAUUGAUAGUGAAUUACAUAGUAUGAUUAAUGAUAUACAAUCGUUAACAGCUAAAUAUCAUCGAACACAACAACAACCGCCACAAACUCAUAUAUUAGAAAAAUCGCAAUCAUUGAGUGAUAUAUCUGAUGCUGGUGAAAAAUCUCCGUCAAUUAAUAUUAAUAUUGGUAGUGGUACUUCUGAAACAUUAUCACAAUUAAUUUAUUCGAAAAAGAACAAUACAAACAAUAAUACUGGUAAUCUAUGUCCAAUAAUUGAAGAGACUAAUUUUUCUUCAUCAUCCUUACCAGAAGACAAUCGAAAAAAACGUGAUUCUGAUUCGAUUGUACGUGGAAUUCUGAGUAAUUCAUUGAAUUAUAAUCCAGAUAGUAAACAAUCAGAUUCAUCAACAUUAUCCACCUUGCUCAAUGAUACUAAUCCUCCUCCUCCUCCUCCUCCUCCUCUUUCAUCCGCACAAAUAGAUGAUAAUAGUUCAUCUCCAGUUCAACAGAUUCCAUUUAGUAUACGAACGGUACCACUAUCAAAUGAUCAACAACACAAUGAUGUCAUGAAACAACAUAAUGAAUUUUUAAAAAAAUAUCGUGCAGCUAAAACAAAAUUAGAACAUCAAUUACAAUCAGUUAUUUCACAAGAAAAAGAUCCAUUGAGUAGUGGAUUAAUAACGGAGUUAUCAAAAAUAAAGGCCACAACACUCAAUAAACUUUCUCAACUCGAACAGAUUAAAGCAAAACAUUUAGCAAAAACGUUUGAUACACAUCGUCACACUACAGAAUAUAAUAAUAACAAUAAUAACAAUAAUAAUAAUAAUAAUAAUAAUAAUAAUAAUCAAGGUAUUUUAAAUACGACAUUUUUGUCUUCGAUAGAUGACACAACACAGUUCGAUCCAUCUAAUAAUCCGUAUCCAAAUUACCAACAGCAACCACACAAUUUUAUGUUAGGAUCUCAACAACAAAUGUCGUUCGACUAUACUCAUCAGCAACAGCAUCCAAUGUAUUCAAAUCAACAAGCACCACCCUUUCAAUCAUUUCAGUCACCAUUUCGUUUUCAGAAUGCUUUCAAUGUAGGACAAACGAAUUACAAUUCAAUGAGACCUAACUCAACAACAGCAAAAACAUUUCAUGAGUCAGAUUCAUUUUUUCCACCACCUUCCUCAUCCAUUCAGCCACCUUCUUCUUCUUCUACUCAAAUUAUUCAACAACAACAUGUGUCCAGUGAUCAUUCAACAUCAUCGUUCAAUAUUCAAUCGUACAUGAAUGUUCAACUAUUUGGACAUCCUCAAACAGAUUUGACUCAAACAACUUACAAUCAAAAUGAUAAUAAUUCACUAGCGAAAUUAUUACGUCAAGAACUAACUGAAGAGUUUCUUAAAUUAUACGAUAGUUUUCCAGAAUGGAAUGGAAUUAAGCUUGCCAACGUUAAAGAGCAAAUUCGUCAAUUACAAGAAUUAUCUGACGUUGAAUUUGAUAAGUAUAACGUUGAACUUGAAACAAACAACAACUUGCUUGACGAAAUUGGCAACAUUAUUGAAGUAUCCAAAUCAAUGGAUUUUAAUAAUGAAACCAAUGGAAGUCAUCGCAGCAACAUCAAUAAAGCUACUUUAAUUGAAAAUGAUCUUUAUCAAGAGCAACAGCAACAAACAAGAGCAUCAAAAUCUUAUGAACCAACAAACGUAUCCCGCAUUAUAUCACCACGAAUAGAAAAGAAAAAACAAGAAUAUGAAACUACAGUAGCGAAUAAUUUAGCUUAUGAUGAAUCUUUUCCAAUCGGAUCAAAAAAUAUUUCACAGUCAUCAAUUCAAAGAAAUAAUACAUUAAAAACAAAUCCGUUUGGUUUUAAUACUUUACCAUCGAAAAAUGUUUAUUUGAAUUUAACGGAUCCACCUGAAAUGUUUACUCGACUUACGCCAACAUUACAACAAUAUCAAUAUGAUAAAAAGAAAAAUUUCAGAGAUGAAACUGUACGUGUAGAAAAGCUUGAUGAUGAUGAUACAAAUAAUUAUCCAUAUGGUGCAACGAAAAAACAUACACCUGGUUGUACGACCAAUUUGAUGCAAAAAAAUUAUUAUAAAAUGACUACGGAUGUCGAUAAAACUGUCCAAUUGUUCGAAUCAAGAGAAGAACAAUCAAAGAAAAAUCUUUACGAUGAAAAUGCAACAACAGAACAAUUAACUAUCGAUCUAGAACAAUAUAGAGAGACGAUUUCAUCUAUAUCAUCGUUUAAAACACAAGUGCCACCGUUGUGUUCACUAGGUGAUACCAUUGAACUCGUUCAACAACGACCAACAAAUCGUUCAACAACAUUGUCUGAUAAAAUUGCAAAAAAUAGUUCAAUGAAAAAUAAUCGAAGUAGUAGUACUAAUAAUUCGUCAUCAUCAACAAUAACAUCGCUUAACCAUGCACCUGAGUGCACAACGCUCUAUUUUCCGCCAUCAUCAAGCACGAUUGAUAAACAGCAAGAAUAUUCCUCUUCUGCUUCAUCAUCACCACAUGAAUCAACAUCAAGUGGUGACAGUGAUGACCAGGACGAGGAAGAUAGAAAUGAAAAUAUAAAAUUAGAAAAAUACCCGAAUAUUGCUUAUCAACGAUUGGGUGAUGAUGAUGAAAUCGACGAACACGAACAGCCAUCACCAUUAAAAAACGAAAACUGUUCACAUUUACAAUUAAAUAAUUCAACAGCAAUAAUAAAGGCUAAAGUCGAAGAUAAUUCAUACAAAACAGUUUUAACUCAUCGUACAAAUUUAUCCCCAUCACAUGAUAUUGUACGACAGCAUGCAAAACCAAUUUCAACAACAAGUGGUUAUAAUUCACACGGCUCAUCGACGACAAAAUCAUCAGAUAAUAGUGGUAGCACACGAACAGAAUCAGACAUUGAUGAAAUUCCUAGUGACGAUGAACAUCGUAGUACCACUAUUUACACGCAGAGGCAUAAUCGAGCACACGAAAUAUCGACAGUUGUCUCAAAUGCGCCUCUAAGCCAUAUACUGAAUAGAAAAACAACUACAUCUCCGCCUGUUCUUAAUAAAUCAUCGACUGAUUCUAAAGGCAUAACAAUUACAUCACCAUUAGUCUCUUCAUCGUAUCAAGAUGCGAAAAAUAAGAACACAUUCCGAUGUGUUGACCGUGAUCGACGUACACCAGGAGAUGACAAUAAUUAUAGUGUUACAGACAAUCCUCAAAUUAAUGAUAAUGAUGACAAAAAGCCAAAUCAUUUUCUUGUACCACGCUUCAAAGACACAACGGCAAAAUCACUUGAUUAUGCUCAGAAUUGUUCACUACAAAAUCCUGGCUGGCCUUCAUUGGAUUCAGGAUUUGUUCCACAGCAUGUUAUUACCACAACUGCACCAUCAACUUCAUUAUAUUCGUCUUCCACUUCAACAAACAGUGGUAAUACAUCUACUUCAACAUCGUCUAGUCAGAGAAAUUUAUCCGAUAGUAAUCAAAUUUCAUCUCGAAAUCCUAUAUCAAAUCGUACUUCGACCUUAAAAAAACGUAAACAGAAUCAACAUGAAGAACCAAUUCGAGCUGAGUUUAUUCCUGGUCAUCGCGGUGAUCAAGAAAUAGAUAAAUUACUAAUGUUUAUUGAUGGUGAUAAUAUUAAUCGUGAUUCAACAUCUGGACAAAAAAAAGACAAUCAGCGUAAUCGUCGAAAUACUACGAACACAAACCCAAAUAAUAAUAAUAGUAACAAUAAUAACAAUAAUAAUAAUAAUAAUACAUCUCGUUCGAAUACUACUACUACCACGGCGACAACAACUAGUCGUAACGUUUCAUCGUUCGAAUCUACUUUGCCUUUAUCUAAUUCGAAUCGUGGAUCACAAUCAAAACGGAAAACUCGAAAACCAGUUAAAAUUGCUAAUAAUAAUUAUGAUCAAGCACAAUCGAUCGUUGAAAAUAAUUCAACAGAAAAACAUUUAGUCGAUGAAUCUUCAAUCGGUUAUAUCGGUGAAGAUGAAGAAACGACGAAUACUUCAUCGAAAUCAAACGAACAAUCACAUUCCAAAGACAAUAAUUCUAUUGAUGAUAAUAAUAAUGACGGUAACUCAAUAAAUAAUAUAGAACAAGAAAAUGAUAAUUCAACAGUGCCUUCACAUGAAGAACAAACAAAUACUACAAAUAAUGUGGCGAAUGAUUUCACUGAAGCGAGAAUUGAACAAAAUAUUAUUGAUUCACAAGCACUAACUAUUCCAGAAGAAACAACAACAUCAGAUCAAUAUUCAUCACCAAUUUCAAAUUUAUUAUUUUCAUUUGGACGUUCAAACGAAAACGAACCAUUUGUUACUGUGACACAUCGCCGGCGAACAACAAAAGAUCGUCGAACAGUCAAUUCAAAUGAGAACAAUGAUAGUAAUUUUAGUCAAACUAUCCCACAAACACCAUCUUCAACUCGUUUACCACGUUAUCCAUUGAUAAAUUCUUCUGUUGAAAAAAAACGUACUAAUCCUAACAUGAGAAUAAAGAACGCACCAUCGAAAUAUCAAAAACAACAACAGCAACAGCAGUCGAUCAGUAAAAAUAUUAUCGAAGAUAAACAAUCGACUGAAUUGAAACAAAAUAAAAAUGAGCAACCACAAGCAUUGACACCCUCAAAGCUAAUACUAUCUUUACCGACUCUUCUUCCACCAACUUCAACACACUCACAGUCACCAACCAAUGCCACUGAUACAAAUAAUGAAACGAGUACUUCUAUAUCUUAUGUACGUUUGUCAUCCCAAUCUUCUUCGUCAGCUUCAUCAUUAUCAUCAAUGAAAAAACCACCGAAAUUAGUAGAGAAUAGCUUGACAAAACCGCCGCCACCCGUCGUUUUUUUAAACAGCUCUGGUCAACAAAUUUUAGAUGAUAUCGCAUUGUCAACAGACUUGAAUGGUUUAACAUUCGGUUUUCAUGAGGAUGCACCUUGUCUUGAUGAUGAUACAUCAGUCGAAUCAGCGAAUCAAUUCAGUACGGAUGAAGUACAGAACCUUUCAAACAAGACCUCUCAAAACGUUAUCGAUAAUCAACAAGAAGAUACUAAUCGUCAAUAUUCUUCUCAUUCCGUUCAUACCUCACAAGAAAAUCUCUCUGCUGAUCCUCAACAACAACCGAUUGAGAACGAAUCUAAUACUACUGCUUCUUCCAUUAUCAAUGUUGAAGAACAACAACUAGUAUCACCGUUGCCCUCGAUAGCUGAUUUGGAAGAUUCGCUAAGUAUUAAAUCAUUAUCAUCAUCAUCAAAUUCUGCAACAAGAAUAAAUCAUCAAUAUAAUCAUUUUUCAAAUAAUCAAAGAGCGUAUCGAAAUGCUACCGGACAUAUAAAUACUCGUUACCGCUAUAAUAAUGCGAACAAUAAUAAAGCCCAGUUUUAUACCGGAAUGGAUAUUCAUCAAAUGCGAGCUAUGCCAUUAACCGCCACAAAUGAUAUGAAUGCAACAUAUCAUUAUGAAAAUACGAAUAAUUCAAUGUCUCCAUUUCGGCAUAAUCGACGACAAAGUCAUCCACAACGUCAUCAGUCCGAUCAAUUUCAAGAACAGCGUUUCUUGCAACAAUUAGCUGUUCAAAAUGCUGCUUAUUUACAGGCAUUACGGUUAGCUGCAGCCGCUCAGCAGCAGCAAUCGGCUCAGAUUCAUUUUAAUGACUAUGCACAAACUGCACAACCUCAUUACGUACUAGUUCCAUAUGAGAAACAGGCGUAUCAACUACGAUCACAGGUAUAUUCGGAUCCAUCGAUAUUAAAUUAUGAAAGUCAGAAUGAAGAUGGUAAUAUUGAUGAAAAAACAGUAAAAGAUAACGAAAGUAUCGAAGGAGAUGAGGGAAUGAUACAACAAACGUUGACAAAUAGUACAACAUUAGAUCAGCCUUUAUUAGUUUACACAGCGAUACCGGUUACGCCGAAUGCGUGUACUACAAACGGACCUUUGUAUCCAAUUCAAAUACCAGUUUUCCCAACAGUGAAGGAUGUAAAAGCAACAGCAUCACUAUCGUCACUUUCAUCGUCAUCUUCGUCAGCUAAUGGCGGUGUGGGUCAAGUGCCGGAUGGCUCUGAACAGCAAAUGUUUACUUUAUAUCACCCAGUGUCAGCGAGCACAGCUCAUUUAUUUCCUACAUCCAUUCAAAAUGUCUAUCAAUCUUACGGUCACGCUUAUCAUCCCGUACAAGUACCUCCACCGCCAUCGCUUCAUCCUGUCGUUGUUUCCCAACCAUCAUCGACACCUCCUGCUGUUUCAACAACCGAGUCGUUAAUUGUGCCUAUGGAAGUGAGACAAUUAAGUAAUGCACCAAUUGAUAUUCACGUUGUGACACAGUUGAUAAAUACGAAAAAAUUAAUUGAAAAUAACACGAACGAUGAUGAUUCGUCUCUGUCCGAAUUACAACGACAAGGAGAAACCGAUUAUGAUAUUGAUGUUGAUGAUAAUAGAACGCUACAACAACAACAACAACAAAAUAAUUCUAUAGGUGAAUUAUCAGAUGAAAAUAAUUCUCGUAAUACGACAACGACAUCCACAACUCAACAAUCUAGUCGAAUUAUGUCAAAUGUAUUACAAAUUGUUUAUAGUCAAGAACGUGGGGAAUUUAAUUUGGAUGAUGUAACAUAUUAUCUUGCAAAUAAAUGGUCAGAAAAUGUUGACAGAUAUAUGAAAGGUAACUGUUUUAAAAUACUCUAA
Messenger RNA from Didymodactylos carnosus, 7713 nucleotides. The record is from the annotation of a GenBank genome assembly. Lineage: Eukaryota; Metazoa; Rotifera; Eurotatoria; Philodinida; Philodinidae.